Molecule: messenger RNA, 4062 nt
Organism: Anopheles cruzii
Lineage: Eukaryota; Metazoa; Arthropoda; Insecta; Diptera; Culicidae
Exons: 6
Coding region: 1-4062 (1353 amino acids)
Source: RefSeq, a predicted model, not a curated record
AUGGCUGCCUCAGUCUACGCGACACCCCCGCCGGACCUGAGCGCCGGCGAGGAAGCGGCCCUGAGCGACGCUUCCAACUCCUCGCAAACCAACAGCUCACACGGCUCGGCGCUGAAGGCCUCGAAGCGCACCCUGUCCUCGUCGUUCCUGAGCGCGGCGACCACACCGGGCAGCGGCACCACCACCCUCCUCGGGGUGACGAGCUCCUCGGACUCGCUGCCGGAUCUGUCGAAGAAACGGCGCAAGCAGUCGAUGCCGAGCCGCUUCGCGUCCAACGGCGCCGCCAUCGAGCCGCCCGGGACGGGCGACGAGAACGGCGGCCAAGCCGUCGAGGACGAGCACCGGCAAACGCCCAGCCCCAGAAUGGACACAGCGGAGGAGGACGGGCACGGGGACGAGAGCGGGAUGCUGUCGGACGAGCAGCAGAGCAACUUCCAGAAAAUAUUCCUCUCGAACCUUAGUCAAUUACAGCAGCAGCACCUCCAGCUCCAGCAGUCGGCCGAGGCCGGCCUGGGCAGCCCCGGCGGGGCCCCUCCUUCUCUGCCCGACACCUUCCUCGCGUCGAAGCUGAACAGUCUGAUCUCGCUGAGUGCGGCCGCGCGGGCAACCGAAGGGCGCCGCCGGAGCAUCGACGACGGCGAGGACGAUGAAGGCGAGCAGCUGCAUCACCGUGACGGCAGUUCACCCGACCGGGAACCGUUCAAUGGGCGCCGGGAGAGCGAAGAAGGAGGUCGGAGGUCGGUCAGCGAGGCCGAUCCAGGCGUCGUCAACCACGCCGCAACACCUCGGCUGUCGCUGAAAAAGGAGCUCCUGUUCGACCCGGACUGGGACGGCGAGAUCCUGCGGGGUGGCAACAGUCUGCCAAAGCCGGAGGACUGGAUCUCGAUCGCGGGCCUCUCGUUCCCGUUCCCACCGGAAGCGGCGGCCGCUCUGUCGGCGUCCGGUUACCUUCCGCAGCUACCGCUGCUCGGCGUCCCGACCGUCUCACCGUUCGGGGGCUCCGGAGCGGACGGUGGUGGUGGCGGGCGGCCGGGAGGCAACGUGCCACCGCUGCGCAUCUUCAACCCGGAGGCGUACUGCGAUCUGUGCAACAAGGAGUUCUGCAACAAGUACUUCCUCAAGACGCACAAGGCCAACAAGCACGGCAUCUACGAGCCAUCGGCCAGUAGCGGGGGCGGCGGCGGCGGUAGCGCCGGCACCGAUGGCGGCCCAUCCUUCGCCUCCAUGGCCAACCCGUUCAGCUCGAUCCACCAGAUGUUCCAGAUGCACUCCGCUGGAGCACCCUCCGUGGAGCAGUUGGAGAAACUCGGUGCGCCCGACACGGCCCAGAUUGCUCCACCCCCACCACAACCUGCCCCGGCGGUGAAAUCGACCGCUCAGCAGCAGCCACCGCCACCGCCACUCCGGGCGGCGCAAUCCCCGAAGGCGGUCGCCCCCAGCGUCACCGCCCCCAACCCGAUCCAACCGACGGUAUUCUGUGACAUUUGCUUCAAGAAGUUCAGCAGCCUGAGCGCGAUGCGGAAGCACCGCAGCAAGGCGCACGAGCUCCCGGAUGGCUUCCGGGAGGAUUACCUGGUGGAACAGGAGGACGCCUCGUUCACGCCGCAGCCCCGCAAACUAUCCCCACACUCGAUGCAGGCGGCUCGGGACGCAAACUUCGCCGCCGACAAGCUGCGGCGGCUCGGCGUGACCAAUCCGGAGGCGUUCUGUGAGAUCUGCUGCAAGGAGUACUGCAACAAGUACUUCCUCCGGACGCACAAGCUCAAGCGCCACGGCGUCCUGCCGGCGCCGGACGAACUGAAGGAGGAACGCGGUCCCCCUGCACCAUGGUUGGCCCCGUUCCUGCAGACGAGCCCACUGAACCUGAUCAUGGGCGGUGGCGGCUCGGUGGCGUCGGACAUGGUGAGCGCCCAGCUGGCACUCCAGCCGUCGGCGCUCAAGAAGUUCAUGGCGGCGGUGGCCGAACGGGAUGGCGACGAGGGCGCACCGAAGGGAGCGCUAGAGAUCAAGCAGGAACUACAGGCACUGUCGGCCAAGGACGAAGCCGGCGAGGAGAAGCUCCCGGGUGGAGGGAAGCCAGCGGUGGACAAUGGGAGCGACGAGGACGCGGAAGCGAUCAGUGUCGACCUGCAGAAGCUUCAGUCGAUGAUCAUGCAGCUGAACGACCUGAACCACCAGCACCAGCAGCAGCAGCAGCACCUGGGCCGGAAGCACCUGGCCGGUUGCGGGGUCUGCGGCAAGGAGCUGGCCAACCCGUACCUGCUGCACGCGCACAUGAUCCAGGAGCACGGUCCACUCGGAGAGAACAACAACAACAACAACCAGGGUCUGGGGAAGGUCGGAUCGCGUGAACCAACCCCGCUCACCGCGGGCCCUCUCACGCCGUCCGCCGGUGUCGUCGGGGAACUGGCCGAGGUCCACGGACCGCCGACGGUGCCUCCGAAGCGCGAGGGCUUCGUGACUCCGGAACGCCCCACAACCGGUGGUCAGGUGGGGCCACCACCGGCUUCGGGGUACGCGGAGCGGAAGCCGCCCUUCUCGCUGACUCCAACCAGCAGCUACUGCGAGAUCUGCAACAAAGAGCUGUGCAACAAGUACUUCAUGAAGACGCACAUGCAACGGAUGCACGGCAUCGAGAUCGAGAACGGGGCGCAGAUCGGGGGCGUGGUGUGCAACAUCUGCAACAAGGAGCUCUGCAGCAAGUACUUCCUGCGCGUCCACAAACACAACACGCACGGCAUCGUCGAGGAGGGCUCACCGUUGCCGCAGGCGCGCCAGAACGGCGCCGCAGGAACUGCCAGUGAACCCGGUCGACCCCGGAACCGGCACCUAUCCGCCCUACUGAAACCGGGCGAGAUCAGUGACCUCAGCAACCGGUACUACUCGCACUUCACCGAGGUCUGCCCGCUCUGUAGCCGCCGGUUCCGCAGCGCCAAGUGGCUGCGGGCUCACCUGCUCAGCGACCACGGUAAGGUCGGGGUGGACAAGCUGAAGGAGCUCGAGGCGAAGCUCGCCAACGGCGGCCCAGCCGCCGGCGGCAAUGGUGUGGCGCCCACCGGCAGCGGGGGCGGCCGAAGCAAGUCGAGCAGCCCCGCUCCGCUGAAGGUACCGAAUGGGUUGGGUGAGCCGCCCAAGUAUGGACAAGGCAAGGCGCCGUUCGGAGCCCUCAGUCCAGCCGAAGCGGCCAAGUUCCUGCCGAAGGCUGCGGCGGCGGCUGCAGCGGCCGCCGCAGCCGCCGGCGGCAUCCCGGCCCUUUUCGGGUCGGAACAAGGCACCUCGCCGAUGGGCGGCCUGAAGGGCUACCAGUGCUCGUACUGCUCCUUCGCUACGCCGCUGCUUCCGCUGCUCUUCAUCCACGAGCGUUCCCACUCGAGCCUGACCAUCGUCCAGCAGCAGCUCCUUCACCAGCACCAACACCACCAGCAGCAACAGCAGCAACAGCAGCAGCAGGAGGAAGCAGGAGGUGCCUUUCCGUCGCUGCUCAAAUCGGAAUCGGCCGUGUCGCUGGCGAAGGAGAGCUCGCCCCACCAGGCGCUGCCCGGAACCACCUCGGCCUCGUCGUCGUCGUCCGUUGGUUCGUCCUCCGAGACGCCUUCCUCAACACCGGCUUCCACGCCCGUGCCGUCGCUCUCCCAGGAGGCACUCAACCUUCAGCAGCAGCAGCACCAGCAGCCACCACCACCUCCUCCCCACCGCACGGGCAGUCCCGUGGACGGAUCGCCGAGGACGACCGCGGGGGGCGCCGGAGGCGAACCGAACGCCCUGCUCACGGAGAUGGCCAACAUCACGCAGCGGCCCGCCGUCUACGCGCUGCCCCAGCAGAGCGGCCCGCUCAUGAUGCAGUCCUUCCUCAUCGAGGAGUCGCUGAGUGGCGGUGGCGGCCGGGGCUCCCCCGGCGACCCGUCAGUGGGUGGCGCAACCUCGGCUGCCGCCGCUGAUGCCGCCGCUGGUGACGGGCCCGACCCGACGGAUCACAGGUUCGUACCCGCCGUUGUUUUCUUGCCCGUCAAGGAGCGCAUCCUCGCGCCGAUGACGAUAUCCUUCAACCUGAGCCCCGCCUAA